GCACACACACCACCAAGCGCUGGAUCUGGACUCUGGACGAACGAUGUUGUGUUGCGAAUGAAGGCGCGCAAAGUAUCGAACUCAAAAAGCUUACGAAAAACAUGAACAGUUUCAUUUCGGUUUAAAUUGAUGAACACUUAACUAAAAAGAGUUGAGAUCAAAAUCAUCGGUUAGGUGCUAUGGAACCUGGAAUUAUUCGCAAACUAGACGAGGUGGUCGUGAAUCGAAUUGCGGCGGGGGAAAUCAUUCAACGCCCGGCAAAUGCACUAAAGGAGAUGAUAGAAAACAGUUUGGAUGCCAAGUCGACCAGCAUCCAGAUUGUAAUAAAAUACGGUGGACUCAAGUCCUUGCAGAUUCAAGAUAACGGAACCGGGAUUCGACGCGAUGAUUUGGCCAUCGUAUGUGAACGUUUCACUACAUCCAAACUACAAAAGUUUGAAGAUCUAUCAUCGAUAGAAACAUACGGAUUUCGAGGUGAAGCAUUGGCAAGUAUUAGUCAUGUUGCACAUUUGACCAUAACUACCAAAACUAAGGAUGAAAAAUGUGCCUUCAAAGCCACUUAUGAAGAUGGAAAGUUAAAAGGAGACAUUAAGCCAUGCGCAGGCAAUCAGGGAACUCAAAUUACAGUGGAAGAUUUGUUCUACAAUGUUCCUAUGCGAAAACAAGCGUUGAAGGCACCCAACGAGGAAUUCCAAAAGAUAUCUGAUGUAGUCAGUAAAUAUGCAGUACAUAAUCCUCAAACUGGCUUUAUGCUGAAGAAAUUCGGAGAGAAUGCUACUAUACGAACACAAGCCAAAUCGACAGUUGAAACUAACAUUGCAAUGAUCUACGGGUCUUCUAUUAGUAAAUCGUUACUCAAAAUCGCAAUAGACGAUGAUAUUCUUCAACUUCAAGUCAAUGGGUUCGUAACGAACGUAAAUUUCAACUUGAAGAAAGGAAUGUUCUUACUAUUCAUCAAUCACAGGGCCGUCGAUUCGACAAACAUCAAGAAAGCUAUCGACCAAAUUUAUUCCCUUUAUCUGCCCAAAGGGUCAGCCCCCUUCGUAUACCUAUCUAUCGAACUGAACCCAAAUAAUGUCGACGUGAAUGUCCAUCCAACAAAGCACGAAGUUCACUUUCUGCACGAAGAGGAAAUCAUCGAAAAAAUCAAAGAAGCGGUAGAGCGUGUGCUCCUUGGAGGCAAUGCUUCGCGGACAUUCUACACACAAGCAUUGCUGCCUGGGGCACCUGAACCUGCUGAAGUGAGCAAACUGAACGAUUCCACCGGAGAUAAACCAAAGUUGGAUUACAAGUUUGUUCGAACGUCGCACAACGAUCAAAAAUUGGAUAAAUUUUUCGGCAUAAACUUGUCCAGGAAUGCAAGCAUGAACGAGAGCACGAACAAUAACGAAGAUCUCGGAGGACCAUUGCUUACACCAAAACGGGAAAAACCAACGAAGGAAACAAAAUUAACCAGCGUACUAAACCUAAGGAAGACAGUGGAAGAUACAUGCGAUCGGAACCUUCGCACAAUCAUCAGCGAGUUAGCGUUCGUUGGAGUGAUCGAUCGCCACCGAGUACUAAUUCAGUAUGAUACCAAGAUGUUCCUAGUUGCAACUCGCGUUCUGUUCGAAGAACUGUGCUAUCAAAUGCUUCUUUUUAACUUCGAGAAUCUAGACUCGAUGGCAUUCACAAAUCCUUUGCCGCUCAGGGAACUGUCGAUGCUUGCUUUGCAAGACGCAGAAAGUGGUUGGACCGAAGACGAUGGCCCGAAAGAAGAACUCGCCGAAAGGAUAGUGGAAAUAUUGAUCAGCAAAGCGCCUCUAAUGAAAGAAUACUUCAAUCUCAGCAUCAAUGCCGACGGAAUGCUGGAAUCAAUACCCAUUGUGGUCCAAGAAUACAUUCCAUCCAUGGCAUAUCUUCCUAUGUUCGUUCUGCGGCUGGCAACCGAAGUGGAGUGGGACGUAGAGAAGGAAUGUUUCGACACCUUCUGUCGCGAAGUGGCACGUUAUUACGCUAAAAUUGCUUUCACCAAAAGCGAUAUGGAAUACAAAUGGGAAGUGGAGCAUUCAAUUUUCCCUGCCAUAAAGCAAUACCUUCUGCCACCAAAAUCCUUCGCUAAAAAUGGAUCCCUCCUAAAGGUAGCUAAUCUACCGGAACUGUAUCGCGUUUUUGAAAGAUGUUGAACGUCAUUGCCAAUAAACUACAUUAUACAAAAACAAAUUGCAAAUCUAGUAA
Molecule: messenger RNA, 2217 nt
Organism: Aedes aegypti (yellow fever mosquito)
Lineage: Eukaryota; Metazoa; Arthropoda; Insecta; Diptera; Culicidae
Gene: Mlh1
Product: DNA mismatch repair protein Mlh1
Exons: 2
Coding region: 180-2165 (661 amino acids)
Biological process (GO): mismatch repair
Cellular component (GO): MutLalpha complex
Molecular function (GO): mismatched DNA binding; ATP binding; ATP-dependent DNA damage sensor activity
Source: RefSeq, a predicted model, not a curated record